Molecule: messenger RNA, 651 nt
Organism: Candida dubliniensis CD36
Lineage: Eukaryota; Fungi; Ascomycota; Pichiomycetes; Serinales; Debaryomycetaceae
Exons: 1
Coding region: 1-651 (216 amino acids)
Source: RefSeq, a predicted model, not a curated record
AUGGUUGCAUUAAAUCGACUAAUAAUGACAUCAGACAAUACAUCGAAGAUAUCAAAUCAAUCGAUUUCUCGAAGCCCGUCACCGGUGGCCAGUAGUAUUAAUAGAAGCAACAACAGUACACCUAUGUCCAGUUGUGAAAAACCGAUUAGCUUAGAGGUGUACCGAAGAGUACCAACGCCUCCGUCUCCACAAUUAUCAUUAAUGAGUUCAUUUAACGUUGAUUUCGAUUCAGUUAACCUAGAAAAUGAUUUUCAGCUACACCUCAAUCCUCCUAGUAUACCGAAUGAUAUAAUCCGGGAAUCAAAUGUGGUAGAAAGGUUCAUGGGGUUCUUUAAAAAAAAGGAAGACGACGACCCAAAGCUAUCCAACUUGAAAUCAGUUAAGAAGAAACGUUCCCUAGGGUGUCUCAGUUUUUUUAGAAGGGAUGAUACCGAUGAAACAGUUCAGCAGCCAACAAAAUCAAUUCUAAAAUCUAAAGUCAAUAAAAACUAUGAAGCUGAACAAUCAAAAUGCAAAUGUGAAGAGUCGCUAGAUUUUGAAGAGUUUAUGGGUCGUUUUGAGUACACAGAGCAACAAAAGAAUAGCAAUGAUGAAGCAUUGUCGAUGUUACGAAUGGAACAAGUAAGGAACUAUUUUUAUCACGUACAAUAA